Molecule: messenger RNA, 3125 nt
Organism: Trichobilharzia szidati
Lineage: Eukaryota; Metazoa; Platyhelminthes; Trematoda; Strigeidida; Schistosomatidae
Source: the annotation of a GenBank genome assembly
CUACGUGGAUUAAAAACAAUAUAUAUUGCUUCUCCAGCCAUACAGGUCAGUGAGAGCGACUAGUAGUGUUGUAUGCAAGUUAGACUGGCGUGGCUGAUUGGUUGUUGCGAAUUGGAUGACCUUGAGAAUUUAGCAAUGACAAUAAUUGUUUUUCUGCUUGACAACAGCGCAGCUAUGAACCAGCGCACAUUUCAAGGUACAACGUUACUGGAUGUAGCUAAAUCUGCUACGGAAGUUUUCUUCAAAAUUAGAAUGAGUAAAUCUAGAGUAGAUCGUUAUUUUGUCCUCACUUUAAAUUCUGAGCCAAAUUAUAUCAAACUUACUGGUUGGAAACAAAACGUUGACAUACAUUUACUACAUUCUGCUUUAAAUAACAUUAAACCUGAUGGACAAAUUGAUUUAUCAACAGGAAUACAACGGACAUUUCGUAUGCUUAAUAUCAACAGAUUACAACUGGGAUUGGAGAAUUAUGGAAUGGGGAUAUACCCAUCAUGUAUUGAACCUGCUGUAGUAAUUUGUAUUACAGGUAGCAUUAGUGCAUGCACUUUGAAUGAAAACGUAAUUAAUGAUGCCUCUAUGGCUUCAGUAGAAUCUGCUGUUCUUGGUACUGUUUUGACUAAAGAUCCUUAUCGUUGGGAUUAUCGUCUUUAUUCAGUUGUGUUGCGUUACCCGGCCUUUGUCAGUAAUAUGUGUGGUGGUAAUUUUCCAAGACCGCAAUUAGAAUCACCAUUGAAAAGGUUUGCCGAAGAAACUGGUGGUGAAAACUUUGAUCUAUACGACGGUCGAGAACUCCACCAAUGUCUAGAGUCACUAGUCACAAAGUGCCAACCGGCUGUAGUAUUAAAAAUACAAAAGUCAAAUGAGGAUGUUGAUGAUUAUAAGGAGAGGUAUACCAAGCAGUUAAUGAUAGUAAAACUAAUGGGACGAGUAUCAUCCUGGCCAAUUCCAGAACCAUUCUGGGCUGAAGAAGAAAUGGUUGCAUCCCAACUGCCAACAAGGACCGCUCACCCUGAAAUUCUCGUAUCGAAGGUUGCUGUCGCAGAACCUGUAUUACCUGAGUUUUUUCCUAUAGAUCGGUAUGAACUGUCACCAUCUCAGCUUACAAAAGAGUUACUGAACUCAUCGGAACAAAACAUGGUGUGGCGUUGUUUUAGCUGCGACAUCAAGAAAAAUCAAAAUUCUCCUUUCGGUUACUUAAAAGCAUCCAGCGACUUACAGUCGGUACAUUUACAUGUCCUCCCUUUCAAUUAUCCUGUUUUCUUACAGUUACUUGGUGAUAUUUGGGAUAAUAAGCGGAUGACAGAUACCUGGGGACAUCAGUUUAUAAAUUAUCUUAGCAGCAUCCCGAAAUAUUAUUUUAUGCCAUUGUCAAAGUCAUUUGAAAGAAUAGGUUUUGCAGGUAUGAUCAAACCAGAAGCAAUCGACCGUGCACUUCCUUAUCAGUUAAAACAUUCCUUACAAAAACUACGUCAUACAGCAAAGAUUGAAUAUGACAAUUUUGUACGUAUGACACAAAGUGACUGUACCGUAAACCCAUCAGUAACUCUACCUUCCACUUUGUUGCCGUUGCCGCUGUGGCCUUUACGAGAAUUUAAAUCUAUGUAUAACAAGCCUCGACGGCUUCCUUUGAAUGCUUGUCUUCGUCCUUGUAACAUAUCAAGAUGCAAGCUUCGAAUAGUUUUGGGAAAAAUGAGACAAGAUCUUGAUAAUCUUUUGAGUGGGAGAGUAAACUACCGAUCUGACGACUUAACCCAUCAACAACCAGUAGCCUUAAUGGGUGAUUAUGUAAAUUACAGAAGUUCCAGGGAAACAGAAGCUCCACUUAGAGAGAUUAAUCCUACUCCUGAACGCUCAGAUACAUUUGGAAAUCCAUUCCGUCGAAAGUCUUCAUCUUUCAUCGCCGAUGAAGGUUUCGUUGACGAAAUGGACUCACUUAAUGUAAAUUCUUGUAACCCAAACGCUUCCUUGGUUAGCCCUGGACGCAAAAAGUGUUCACAAGUUAUAAAAAGUCCUCAAAUGAGAGUCAAAGGUCCUUUACCCCACUACAUAAAUCAUCGUAACUGGCGACUUUACUCACCCAAAUCAUCCCCAGCUUCAUCACCCAGAUCUGGAGAACUUUCCGAUGUAAUAUUAAAUGACGUUUCAUCUCCUGUAUAUAUUAACGAUUCUCCACCAGUUUCUCAAGUCUCACCAAGUUCUAAUAAUCAAACUAUGUGUGAAACUCCGAGUUUAAAAGCGAAGACAAGUUCGUCGUUGGAAAUGUUCAAAUUUAACAAAGAGAUCAUGCGUGAAUUAAUUAAUAUUGUCAGGCAACCUUGUGCCAGUAAGUAUAUUUGCAAAUAGUUUUUCACCUUAUUUGCCUAUACAAUCUCUAACGUCAAAUUAUUUUUCUUUAUAGACACAGUAGUUCUAUUCGAUCGAAUGAAUGAACUUACAGGUUCCACUGGACAAAGAGAUGCUGUGGUUUCAAUGUUGAUGUCUGAAGCUUUAAGGUUUAGAAAAUCAUGUUUAUACCUACUGCUGAAUGAUUGGCGAACAUGGAUGUUGAAAAAUACGAAUUCAAAGAAUGGUAUGAUUUUGCGGAGAUCGAACCAAGUAUCUGCUAAAAUAAACCAUUUCCAGGUAAAUGGUUGGUCUUAAUUAUCGCAUUCGUGUAAGAUAAUACUUGGCCACUUUUGUACAAAAAGUCCUACUUCCUUGCUUUCAGAUGUAAAUAUCCAAAGAUAUCACUCAGUUUAUUCUUGUAAAUCCUCCAAUAUUGUUGCAGUUGUGAUACGAGACUAAGAUUAUAGUUCAGCGUUUAUAUCUCGAAAAUACUACCAUAUCAUUUUGUAUACUUGACUAAUUUGUACAUUGUUAAAAUAUAACGAAGCUAGUGCCAACUUUCAUUUUUUUUUAAACUUUAAGCUGAUAAAUUUGCUACUUAUAAUGUGUUCAACGUUAGUUUUUAGGUUAGGUGGGAUUCUAGAUGGUGCUUAUUUUCGCCGGACAGAAGUAUCAUUGUGAAAAGUCGUCAUUGUUGAUAUUUUCUGAAUGGUUCUUGUCAAACCCACACAUUAAGUGUAUUGCAGAAGAAUUCAGAAGGAAAAAUUCAGUCAAUGUUCAAGAUGGCUCUUCUUCGGUCU